AUGCCAUACGCACAGGAGCCGAGAAGUGGCCCCACUCUGACUCUGCAUCACCCCUUACCAAAUGUGCGCGUGACAAUGGUCCACGAGGGGGACCCCAGCACCAAGGCCGCGCGCCCCAGGGAGCCGUGGGAGGGGGCGCCGCGCAUCUCGCAGGCGGCUGGGCGAAGGACCGCAGGACCCUUGCUCCAAGCGGGAUCCCCUGGCUACGCCCAGGGCUGGAACACACCGCCUAAGGGGCCCGCAGGGAUCCGCCUGUCUGCCCGCCCCCCUCCGCGCGCUCACCUCCUCCGCCGCCGCGCCAGGUACGCCGAACACGUGGGCGGGGCGGGGCCAGGCGCAAAGCACGCCGGCCGGCUCUGGGGGCGGAGACAAAGCGGCGGGGCCCUAGGGGGCGGGGCUGAGGCGGCGAGGCCCGCCCGCCGGCUUUGGGGGCGGGGCUCCGGGGGCAGAGACGACGGGGGCGGGAGGCUCCGGGGCGGGGGGCGGCGGAGGGCGGGGCGGGGCCCUGGCUGCUCAGCUCCAGCCGGGUCUCCUCAGCCAGUGAACGGCCUUGGGCGGCUGUUUGGGCCGCCCCUGUUUAGCACUGGAGAGACCAGCGUCAGGGCGUGGGUCGGGAGGCCUCUGGCGGACUUCUGUCGGAGCUCACGCCCCGUCCUCCCGCCAGGUCCCAUCCUUUCCCGUCGGGAAGCGCUCUGUGCUGGCUGGCGGGGCCUCUGCCCCAGCUCCUCCCAAGUGAUCCGCACUGCGAGGUCCGCGAAGCGGCGUCACACCUGUCAGCUCUCCUUCCCAGCUGCUGUGUGA
This is a messenger RNA of Rangifer tarandus platyrhynchus (Svalbard reindeer), 801 nucleotides long. The record is from the annotation of a GenBank genome assembly. NCBI's taxonomy places the organism in Eukaryota, Metazoa, Chordata, Mammalia, Artiodactyla, Cervidae.